GUCGAUAGAGCUGAUUUUCGCUGUCGUCGUCUCCCUCGUCCUCCUCUCCGUGUUGUUGUUCUCGGUGACGCGACGGAGGUGUAGCCUGACGCGGUCUCUUACGUGUCGGUCUGAAUAAAAGUGGAGCUCCGUAGACCCGGGAGUGACGAAGCGAGUCUGUGUUGGUAAGAGGAUACGCAUCCGAUGUUUGCUAAACAGAUAGAUGGCUGCCCAGAGAAGUUAUUUGCGCCUAAUAUCCGCUCAACGCCAACAAAGAGAUCAUGGCGGCGGUGUUGCAGAGGCUCUCAAAAUGAGUCAGUCUCUGCAAGGCUCGCAGCACAACUGAGACAUAGAUUUUAAAUGACAAUGGAGGCUGGUGCAGACACACAGCAAAGUGGUGAAACAGUUGUCUCGGAGUCUGAAGCCCAGCAGAUCAGCCUGACCCAGACAGGGUAUGACUGUGGGUUGUCAUGGUUGCAGGCGUCCAUCGCAGCUGGCCAGGUGACAACCAGUGGUCCCACAGUCACUCUCGUGCAGUUACCCAACGGUCAGACAGUCCAGGUGCACGGGGUUAUCCAAGCUGCUCAGCCCUCCGUCAUCCAGUCCCCACAAGUCCAGACAGUACAGAUCUCAACUGUUGCUGAGAGUGAAGACUCUCAGGAGUCCGUAGACAGCGUGACAGAUUCUCAGAAGAGGAGAGAGAUCCUGUCCAGACGACCUUCUUAUAGGAAGAUUCUGAACGAUUUAUCGUCGGACGCUCCCGCAGUGGCACGAAUUGAAGAAGAGAAGUCAGAGGACGACUCGGUCCCUGCCAUCACCACAGUCACCAUGCCCACUCCCAUCUAUCAGACGAGCAGUGGCCAGUAUAUUGCCAUCACUCAGGGUGGGGCCAUCCAGCUGGCCAAUAACGGCACAGAUGGAGUGCAGAGCCUGCAGACGCUGACCAUGGCCAACGCAACCCAGCCUGGUGCCACCAUCCUGCAGUACGCACAGACCAGCGACGGACAGCAGAUCCUUGUGCCCAGCAACCAAGUGGUUGUACAAGCUGCCUCUGGUGAUGUCCAGGCCUAUCAGAUCCGUACAGCCCCCACCAGCGCCAUCACUCCUGGGGUGGUCAUGGCGACUUCGCCUGCAAUGGGCACAGGAGCCCCCGAGGAAGUCACACGCAAACGGGAGGUCCGACUUAUGAAAAACAGGGAAGCAGCCCGCGAGUGUCGCAGGAAGAAGAAGGAGUACGUCAAGUGUCUGGAGAACCGCGUGGCUGUGCUGGAGAACCAGAACAAAACCCUCAUCGAGGAACUGAAAGCCCUCAAAGACUUGUACUGCCACAAAUCUGAGUAGAAACGUCAGCGAACGCCUGCUAGGGGCUCGACAGGUGCCCGUUUGUCCCCAUGUACAGAGACUCAGCACAGAGCCAUGCAUCUGGGUGCCACUCCCCCUUUUUCUACUCUUUUUGCUUUCUUUUUAAAAACUGCUGGAAAAUCUGUAAAGUGACUCACCAGGGAUAGAAACACACACACCCCUUCCCACUUCAGAGAUUUGAAAUCGUAAUCCUGUUCCAUUCAGUUUCCCAUGAAAGGGUGAAGCAAUGUUCAGAACGGACGUGGACGAGUCCUCGUGGUAAUGGAACAGACAAUGAGGCUGUUUUUUUUUGACGCCACCAAAGGGAAGCAUUCCAGUCACUGGUGCCUGGACAAACCGGGCGACAUCACCAGCAACAGGGAACGGCUCAACUACCAUCGCCAAUAACAACGGAGCUUUUUACAGUUUAAUCUCCCCAAGACACUUGGAUCGUUUGGAGAGGUUACUUUUGUGUGCAGCGUUUGUAAUGGCUCUCUCGCAUUAACAUCUGUUACUUACUAAUGCUUUGAAAUGUAGAUGAACUGUGUCAUGGACAUUUUAUCUUUUUUUUUUUAGCUGCGUUUUGUUUUAUGUAUUGGAUUAUCUGCUUGCGUAAUGCCAUUGACCUUUUUUUUUUUUUUUAAACUUAAAUUUACUUUGCCUUGAUACGAGAUGAACAAAAAGGCUAACCAGUAUGUUUGGUUGUUAAAUGGUUUUCAUGUUGAAUGCAGCUUUAAAGAUGCAUGGCGAAGAGGGAUCGUAGUCAGAAAUAUCUCAAGCGGAACGUUUAUGGCUACAGAACUCUUCGUGUGUAUUCGAUCUCUGAUGCAUGUUCCCAAUCAUAUUACUAAGGCUCAUUGUUUUUGAUUUCUAACGAGGUCCCUCUGUGGCACAAUGCGUUCCCUGAUACAAAUAGUUUGGGAAAAUGGGGCUAAAGCUCCUGCGCCACAGCAUGUAAACAAAGAAAAAUGGUUAUGCUACAGUUUGUGUUAAAAGUGAUAUUUAAAAAAUAUUGGAUUUUCAGUCAUAUUUUUGUAUUAUGGAUUUUUCAAUCCAUUUUUUUAAAUUUACUGGUUCAGCGCUUCGUUUAAAACGGGCCUGUUCGUGGCCUCUGGUAUGUUUCUUAAUAACCGCUCAUCCUUAAUAGGAGUCCCAUCUCAAAACACUACAGUGUGUCCAUAACGCACUAAUACAUAUAUCCUGUAGAUCUCCACUCGACCCUGCACUCCCCGGGUCCUCAGCAAUACACCCGCUGAGUGUGAAGCUGAUCGGUUGAACGGUUGUCAAGAAUAUCGAAGGACAGGCAGAGACGUGUUCCAUUUUUAGAUGGAUUGUCAUUUCCUGGAUUCGUCGAUUUAUAAAACAAAAAUAAUGAGCGUGUUUUGCAAUAUUGUCUCCAUAGUAACACAUUGGAGACGCAUCACUGGAAUCAUGGAUUGCUUUGGUAUGUUGGUGUAUUAUACUGUCUUUGAACAUGUAAUGUCACAUUGGGAAAGUUUUUGAAUUCUGUAUAAAAGAAAAAAAUCCUUGUGUUGGAGGUUGAUGAGUUUGUAAUCAGAAUGUGAGAUACUGGGCUCCUCUACGUACAGUAGCGGUGUCCCCGGCUGUGAAGGCAUCAGCAGAAGCCGUCUCCAAAUUCUGUUUACAGCAUUACAAAGUGGCAUGUGCACUUUCCUUGCAUACACAAUCCUAGCACAUUUCACACCAUUGAACAGGGAAAUCUCAUGCACCUCCAACAGGUAACGCCUGCUGUUGCAAGGUGCCUCUGAGAUUUUACUUGAAAGUAACACUGCGAAUCAAAAUGUACAUGGUGUUUUAUUGCUUAUUAAUUAUCAAGGCAUCAUCAGACAUUUGAUUGGACGUUGUUUGCAGCGUCCAAUUGCACCAAGUACGAUUGCACCUAUCAAACACCCUGCAAGAGGAUUGUAAAGUGCGUCCAAAUCAAAGAAUUCACAGAACAAUAAUGGAUAUUUUCAUUAUAAUGGAAUGCCAUGUUGUGUUAUUUUAGGUAUUAUGUAUAGUCAUGACAUAGUAUGCUUUUUUUUAUGUUGCUUAUCAUUAAUUUUGUAUUCACAAUUUCUAAAUGUCAGCACCAACUUGUAUAAUACAGUGCAUUAUGUUAGAGCUAUUCAAUUAUUACAUUUUUGGCAGCUGUUAAUAAAUGUGUUUCUGGUAA
Messenger RNA from Cottoperca gobio, 3496 nucleotides. Its product is annotated as cyclic AMP-responsive element-binding protein 1-like. Gene Ontology annotation, cellular component: ATF4-CREB1 transcription factor complex; nucleus. The transcript is spliced from 8 exons. Gene Ontology annotation, biological process: regulation of transcription by RNA polymerase II. Bases 340 to 1320 code for a protein of 326 amino acids. NCBI's taxonomy places the organism in Eukaryota, Metazoa, Chordata, Actinopteri, Perciformes, Bovichtidae. Gene Ontology annotation, molecular function: DNA-binding transcription factor activity, RNA polymerase II-specific; cAMP response element binding; protein binding. The record is from RefSeq and is a predicted model, not a curated record.